Molecule: messenger RNA, 432 nt
Organism: Candidula unifasciata
Lineage: Eukaryota; Metazoa; Mollusca; Gastropoda; Stylommatophora; Geomitridae
Source: the annotation of a GenBank genome assembly
AUGUGCCUUCUAGAUCUUCCAACCGAACUACUCCAGUAUAUAGCAUCGUUUCUGCCAGCGGAGUCCCUGACAUGUUUGAGUAAAACUUGCAGACAACUGCACGAGAUAACUGCGAUAGAUUCUCUGUGGCAGGCGCUUUCAUUUCGAGAUUAUGGAGUUAACAGUAACCAAGGCUGGAACCUUACUUACAAGGAGAUAUAUACUAAAGGACUGAAAAGACUUGCUCUUAUUCCUUAUGGUGGACUGGUCAAUGUAUGUUGGGGCCAUGGUGAGAUCCAGGUCAACCGCUACAUGUCUAGGCCUGAGGAUCAUCCAUCGUCAAAACUGUCAAGUUAUCAGAUGUUCUCCCUGCGAUGGAAUGAGACACUAGGAGAUAUUGAAGUUUUUUGUGUCCAGUGUCCAUCAGGGGCUAGACCAGCCAUACUGCUUCAG